This is a messenger RNA of Panicum virgatum (switchgrass), 2357 nucleotides long. Its product is annotated as CTD small phosphatase-like protein 2. Gene Ontology annotation, molecular function: phosphoprotein phosphatase activity. The coding region runs from base 753 to 2102 and encodes 449 amino acids. The record is from RefSeq and is a predicted model, not a curated record. The transcript is spliced from 6 exons. Lineage: Eukaryota; Viridiplantae; Streptophyta; Magnoliopsida; Poales; Poaceae.
GUAGAGAUUUAUGGGGGUUUUUCCAUCAGUACAGUAUGGCCCGUCUUGCACAAAUGCCGCGGUUGCGUGAACUAGCUAGAAACUGGCUGAAUUUUAGGCUCUUUUUUUUGGGCGCUUAGUGGAUGGUGUACAGCCUAAGAGAAAACGAUGCUAGUGUUUAUUCAGGGCAUGCAAAUCCUGCGCCAUUGGCUUCAUCUAGUGAGGGUUUCUUCGGUUUGUUCAGUCCUCCAUGAAUUUCCGUUUGCUGCGCAGGGUGCUUCCAGUUUGUUGAGGGGUCUUGUUUAGGUGUACUUGUAGGCAAAAUGCUAAAUCUCUAGUCCAUGCUUGUUCACUUUCCUUAGCUCCACGAGCAUUCCAAGUUAUUUGGGGAUACUCUGUCCUGAAAGAUGUACUAUCAGUUCAAAAUUUAGCCCAUGGUUUUCCUGAUGUCAGUUGAAUAUGUCUGUUCCAAACACAGACUGCUAUGACUGUUGGGCAUGUCACCUGCAUUUGAAAAUUUUGGCCAUCAAUUAAUAUUUUUUUUGUCUCAUUUUGUUGUUCCUUUAUGCUUGUUGAUCGUUACUUCAAGUCCUUUUUGUAGCGUCUGAUGUAAGGACGUUACUAAAUAUGAAAUUCGUUAUUUUUUGCAUUAGUGGUCUAAGGAAUUUCCAUGGUUAACUUGUUCUUAUUGAUUUCAGUUGGAAGUUGUCAAGGAAGCUUUUCUACAGUGUCUUUUCUGUUGCAUGAGUCAGUUAUAGUGCUCGUAGUUAACAAUGCAUACCAGGAAAAAGGGUGCUGCAAGAUCUUCAGUUGGGGAUCAUGCCAGUCCUAAAACAAGCAGGCCAUCGAGAAGAACAGCUCAGCCUCCAGUUGCUCAAAAGAAAGUAACUGAUCUCAUUACGUCGUCUUCCAAGAAGCAAAAACCUGUUGGAGCCACUUCCAAAAAGCAUUCUAAAGGAGGAAGGAAGCUGUUAGCUGCAUGUGAUACAACUGAUAAUGAAAAUGAGGUGCCGCAAGUGGCCCCUAGUGUUCCCCAUGAUCUGCAGCACUCUGAUGACGGUGCAGAUGAUCGCCCAAACAAUUCCAUAUUCUCCCCUACAUACCAUCAUCACAAGGAUGGCGGUAUGAAUAACCUCUCAAAAGCUGGCUCAUUAGAAGAACAGAUGGCACCUGUUCAUGGUAGCAAGGAAGCUACCCUAAAAUCCGGGCCAAACCUUGCAUGCAACACUUGUGAUGGGGCAAGUGACCACUCUUGCACACUCAAUUUGCAAUCUUCUGGGCAGAGCACAUUGCUUGAAGUGGAUGAGUACAGUGAAUUGGGAAACCUUUCUUCAGAAGUGUCAGCAAUAUAUCUUGCUAUGCAGCAAUCUAAGUUGGAGUGCAUUGAUGAACAGAGUCAAGAUUCUACCUCAACGGAAGGUUAUGGUGAUGCUGAGGAGACUGAGGAGUAUGAUGAGUUUGAUCCAUAUUCUUUUAUCAAAGAUUUACCUGAUUUAUCUAUGGUGGUCCCCAAAUUUCGCCCUGUCCUUCUUCCAAAGCAGACCCGGAGUUGCCCAACAACUACACUAGUACUUGAUCUGGAUGAAACACUUGUCCAUUCAACUCUCGAACACUGUGCGGAUGCUGAUUUCACAUUUCCAGUUCAUUUUAACUUUAGAGAGCACACAAUAUAUGUUCGAUGCCGCCCCUAUCUCAAAGAAUUUUUGGAUAGGGUUGCCUGCAUGUUUGAGACGAUUAUUUUCACUGCUAGCCAAAGCAUUUAUGCUGAGCAACUCCUCAAUGUUCUUGAUCCCAAAAGAAAGUUGUUCCGUCAUCGUGUUUAUCGCGAGUCUUGCGUCUAUGUGGAGGGCAACUACCUAAAGGAUCUGACAGUUCUUGGACGGGACUUAACCCGUGUAAUGAUUGUUGAUAAUUCUCCACAGGCCUUUGGGUUCCAGUUAGAUAAUGGCAUACCUAUAGAGAGCUGGUUUGAUGAUCCCAAUGAUACAGAACUUCUGAAAUUACUCCCAUUCCUAGAAAGUUUGGUUGGCGUUGAAGAUGUCCGGCCUUAUAUAGCAAGGAAGUUCAACCUUCGGGAGAAGGUAGCCACUGCAGCUUCUCUCACAAUGGACAUGCAGAUGUGAUGCAUCCAGUGCUGUCAAGGAUUAUUUCCGCGGCAUCAAGGAGGCAGUGGUGAUAAAUGUAGAAAACGACCUGAUAUGGUGAUUCUGUAGAUUGUAGCAGCAUAUCAGGUUCCCCUCAUGUUGCAAUGUUGUAUGUUCUGGCAUUCACCUUGUACAAUUUGCUGCAGUUUGGCAGUUGUAAACUGUACUUGCUAGGAAUAAACCAUCUUCAAAUGUGAAGGUCUUGUUGCAAAUUGUGUCGCAUUGUUAACAUCA